Messenger RNA from Rhodamnia argentea, 4826 nucleotides. RefSeq lists its product as uncharacterized. The record is from RefSeq and is a predicted model, not a curated record. Gene Ontology annotation, molecular function: protein binding. The transcript is spliced from 21 exons. Bases 279 to 4358 code for a protein of 1359 amino acids. NCBI's taxonomy places the organism in Eukaryota, Viridiplantae, Streptophyta, Magnoliopsida, Myrtales, Myrtaceae.
CGAAGGAAGACGACUUUUGGAUUCGCAGUGACCGAUGCCGAAGGCUGGUCGCUUCGCAAUCGCGAGCAUAAACAACAUUACCGAUUUGAAGAACAAGCAACCGCUAUCGACGCCAGAUCUGGCGGCAAACCUCUCUCAAUUUGGCAUCUGGACCUCUCGUUUUGCUUCAAUUCGUUUUGAGUCUCGCUGCUAGAUCGAUUCCCCUUAGGCGUCCGGAUUCGGAAUCCAGUCUUGGUUAGCGUACUGUAGCUCGUUUUUACUUCUUCUUUCGAUCCGAAAUGCUGCGGCUGAGAUCGUUUCGGCCGAGCGGCGACAAGAUAGUGAAGAUUCAGUUGCAUCCGACGCAUCCAUGGCUCGUCACUGCGGAUGCGUCGGACUUCGUCUCCGUUUGGAAUUGGGAGCAUCGUCAGGUGAUUUAUGAGCUGAAAGCGGGCGGUGUCGAUGAGAGGCGUUUGGUUGGUGCUAAAUUGGAGAAGCUUGCCGAAGGAGAAUCAGAGUCCAAGGGUAAACCAACUGAGGCCAUUCGGGGAGGAAGUGUUAAGCAGGUGAACUUUUAUGAUGAUGAUGUACGCUAUUGGCAGCUAUGGCGUAACCGAUCUGCAGCAGCAGAAGCUCCAUCAGCUGUCAGCAAUGUCACUUCAGCAUUUACUUCUCCAGCGCCAUCAACGAAAGGGCGUCAUUUUCUUGUCAUUUGUUGUGAAAACAAAGCUAUUUUUCUGGACUUGGUGACAAUGCGAGGCCGAGAUGUACCCAAGCAAGAACUUGACAACAGAUCGCUACUCUGUAUGGAGUUUCUGGCCCGAUCUGCAGCUGGAGAUGGUCCACUUGUUGCUUUUGGUGGAUCAGAUGGUGUCAUUAGAGUACUUUCAAUGAUAACAUGGAAGCUUGUAAGGAGAUACACUGGCGGUCAUAAAGGAUCGAUUUCUUGUCUAAUGACCUUCAUGGCUUCUUCUGGUGAGGCACUUCUGGUGUCUGGUGCUAGUGAUGGUUUGCUUGUCCUAUGGAGUGCAGACCAUGGUCAAGAUUCUCGAGAACUAGUACCCAAACUGAGCUUAAAAGCACAUGAUGGCGGGGUUGUGGCUGUUGAACUUUCUAGAGUGAGUGGAGGUACUCCGCAGCUUAUAACAAUUGGUGCAGACAAAACGCUAGCUAUAUGGGAUACAAUGUCAUUCAAGGAGUUGCGAAGAAUUAAACCCGUGUCUAAACUUGCUUGCCACAGUGUUGCAUCUUGGUGCCAUCCUCGGGCUCCAAACCUUGAUAUAUUAACUUGUGUAAAAGACUCCCACAUAUGGGCCAUUGAGCACCCCACGUAUUCAGCUCUUACGAGGCCGUUGUGUGAGCUUUCCUCACUUGUUCCACCACAAAUACUUGCGCCAAACAAGAAACUUAGAGUAUAUUGCAUGGUUGCACAUCCAUUACAGCCCCACCUUGUUGCUACUGGAACCAAUGUUGGUGUGAUUAUGUGUGAGUUUGAUGCCAGGUCCCUUCCACCUGUAGCCCCACUACCAACGCCUUCGGAGAGCAGGGAGCAUUCAGCAGUCUACGUGGUUGAGAGGGAACUGAAGCUUCUAAACUUCCAGUUGUCACCCACUGGAAAUCCAUCGCUUGGGAACAAUGCCUCUUUAUCUGAAGCAGGAAGGUUGAAGGGAGAAUCAUCAGAGUUGUUACAUGUCAAGCAGAUUAAGAAGCACAUUAGUACUCCAGUUCAAAAUGAUUCAUAUUCAAUUCUUUCCGUCAGCAAUUCUGGGAAGUAUCUUGCAAUUGUGUGGCCAGAUAUUCCGUAUUUUUCUAUUUAUAAAGUUGGUGACUGGUCUAUCGUUGAUUCCGGUACUGCAAGACUUCUGGCAUGGGAUGCUUGUCGUGAUAGAUUUGCCAUAUUAGAAUCUGCACCUGCCCUGAGAAUUCCCAUAGUUCCUAAAGGUGGUUCCUCAAGGAAAGCAAAAGAGGCAGCUGCAGCAGCAGCACAAGCUGCAGCAGCCGCUGCAUCUGCUGCUUCUGCGGCCAGUGUUCAAGUUCGUAUCCUGCUGGAUGAUGGAACAUCAAAUAUAUUGAUGAAAUCCGUAGGCAGUCGCAGCGAACCGGUUAUUGGCUUGCAUGGUGGAGCACUUCUUGGUGUAGCUUAUCGGAUGUCGCGAAGGAUCAGCCCUGUUGCUGCAACUGCUAUAUCAACAAUUCAGUCCAUGCCCUUAUCAGGAUAUGGCAAUAGUGGCCUUUCUUCCUUUGCUGCUUUGGACGAUAAUUUAUCACAUAAAUCUUCUACUGAGGCAGCACCGCCAAAUUUUCAGCUCUAUAGCUGGGAGACUUUUGAACCUGUUGGCGGUCUCCUUCCUCAGCCAGAAUGGACUGCAUGGGACCAAACUGUUGAGUACUGUGCGUUUGCAUAUCAUCAUUAUAUAGUCAUAUCUUCUUUGCGACCGCAGUAUAGAUAUUUGGGAGAUGUUGCAAUCCCUUAUGCUACUGGUGCUGUUUGGCAUCGAAGACAGCUGUUUGUGGUUACACCUACCACCAUCGAAUGUGUCUUUGUCGAUGCUGGAGUGGCACCAAUAGAUAUAGAAACAAGAAAGAUGAAAGAAGAAAUGAAAUUAAGAGAAGCACAAGCACAGGCAGUUGCAGAGCAUGGAGAGUUAGCUCUUAUUGCCGUAGAAGGUACCCAGGCAGCUACGCAAGAAAGAAUCAAACUAAGGCCCCCAAUGCUGCAGGUUGUUCGUCUAGCAUCUUUCCAGCACGCUCCUUCUAUUCCUCCAUUUGUGAGUUUGCCGAGGCAAUCCAAAGUUGAUGGUGAUGACAUAGCAGUGCUGAAGGAGUUUGAAGAAAGAAAAGUUAAUGAGGUUGCUGUUGGGGGUGGUGGGGUCUCAGUAGCAGUUACUCGUUUUCCAGUGGAGCAAAAACGACCUGUUGGACCUUUGUUAGUGGUUGGCGUUAGGGAUGGUGUUCUUUGGCUAAUUGAUAGGUACAUGUGUGCACAUGCCUUAUCUCUGAGUCACCCGGGUAUUCGUUGCCGGUGUCUUGCUGCUUAUGGAGAUGCAGUUAGUGCGGUAAAAUGGGCAAGUAGGCUUGCUAGAGAACAUCAUGAUGAUUUGGCCCAGUUUAUGCUUGGAAUGGGCUAUGCUACUGAAGCUCUUCAUUUGCCUGGAAUAUCUAAGAGGUUGGAGUUUGAUUUGGCUAUGCAAAGCAGUGAUUUGAAAAGAGCUCUCCAGUGCCUUCUUACAAUGAGCAACAGUAGGGAGCUGGGCCAAGAUAGUGUGGGGUUUGAUUUGAAAGAUAUCCUCACGGUGACAACUAAGAAAGAAAAUCUUGUAGAGGCUGUGCAAGGAGUGGUUAAAUUUGCUAAGGAAUUUUUGGAUCUUAUUGAUGCUGCGGAUGCUACUGGGCAAGCUGACAUUGCUCGGGAAGCUCUUAAAAGGUUAGCUGCUGCCGGUUCAGUAAAGGGAGCUUUACAGGGUCAUGAGCUGAGGGGACUGGCUUUGCGACUUGCUAAUCAUGGAGAACUGACGCGGCUUAGUGGUCUGGUUAACAAUUUGAUCUCGGUUGGCUCGGGACGUGAAGCAGCUUUUUCAGCAGCUGUUUUGGGCGACAAUGCUCUCAUGGAGAGGGCAUGGCAGGAAACUGGGAUGCUUGCUGAGGCUGUGCUUCAUGCUCAUGCUCAUGGAAGACCCACUCUAAAGAACUUUGUCGAGGCGUGGAAUAAAAUGUUACAGAAGGAAGUUGAGCAUGCACCAUCCACUAAAACAGAUGCUGCAGCUGCCUUUCUUGCUUCUUUGGAGGAACCGAAGCUUACCAGUUUGGCAGAAGCUGGCAAGAAACCCCCAAUUGAAAUUUUACCCCCAGGAAUGCCUUCUCUUUCGGCUACAAUGGCAAUGAAGAAGAAACCCCCUCCUGCUGCGCAAAAUCCGCAGCCGGAUCCUGCAGCGCAAAAUCCGCAGCCUGCACAAAAUCCGCAGCCAGAUCCUGCGGCGCCAAAUCCACAGCCGGAUCCUGCCAAGCCAAUGCUAUUAGAAGCACCUCCUACAGUGACACCCCCAAGACCAGAAAGCGCUCCACCACAAGUAGAAGCUAGUGAACCUGCCAUGGAUACUGGAGCUCCUCCUCUAUCUUCGUCGGCCAGCGACCCGGGCCCAAUUGCUCGGAGAGAAGGCGAGCACGUCUCAACAACUUCUGAUGCUGAUGCAACAGAACAAAAGAUGGCCGAGGCAUCGGAUCCUGUGUCAGAUGCUCAGAAGGCGGAGGAACAAGAACAGCAAGAACAGCCGGCAGUGUUGGAGGAAAAGAAGGAAGUGACCCCCAAGGCACCAGAUACUCAGAAAUCAGUUGCGUCUGGGGUUUCGACGUCUACACCGUUACCAGACUUUUUUAUUUAAGCAGCAAUCAGCGAUAGAUUCCUAAAGAUAGCAGUAUAGAUCUUUUUCCUGGAGAGCUCGCCAUUGCUCGUGAGGAAACAUCCGCUAGUGUGUCCAUUGCCCUCUGAAACAGGAAGCUGAACUUCUGAUCAGUGUUACUAUGUUGAGAGGCUCAAAUUACUGGAUGCGUGCAGAUUUAGAUGGUUUACUGAGUUGAUCUUCGCUUAGAUUGUGCGGGUUUUUUUUUCCCCUGUCUGAGGGAACACGGAUUCACCCUACACGAGAGCACGCCGCAUAUUGCCGCCGGCUCUUGUAAAUCCACCGGAGGACUGCCCAUUUUGUAUGAUAUGCAAUUUUUUUUCUUGUAUGAUACGUAUUCACUGGACGGUCCUCCUGCGAAUUUGCAUUGGUUUUUUGAUAAGAUUGCUGUUCUUGUGAUAAUUUGUGUUCUUUUUUUUUUGCUCCUCUCUGGUGAGUCUCUUCAAUCUC